Molecule: messenger RNA, 306 nt
Organism: Penaeus vannamei (Pacific white shrimp)
Lineage: Eukaryota; Metazoa; Arthropoda; Malacostraca; Decapoda; Penaeidae
Source: RefSeq, a predicted model, not a curated record
AUGCUAAACCGGCGCUUCGUGGAUGAGCUCUUCAAGCCGCAGGAGCUGUACUCGAGGGCCGCCCUUCGUGAGGUCUUCGAUCGCCUGGCCCAUGCGUCGAUCAUGCGGCUCAACACGCCCAGUAUGGAUAAGCUCUACGACCUGAUGGUGAUGGCGAUGAAGCACCAGGUCCUCCUCGCCCCCCACCCUCGGGACCUGCUCCUCCUCACCCUCAACCACCUGGACGCCCUCAGGGGAUUCGCCACCGCCACGCCCGUCCUCGCCCAGGUGGAGGGGACGCUCCUCCUCUUCACGCAGCUAUAUUAA